Molecule: messenger RNA, 2386 nt
Organism: Arabidopsis thaliana (thale cress)
Lineage: Eukaryota; Viridiplantae; Streptophyta; Magnoliopsida; Brassicales; Brassicaceae
Gene: GP ALPHA 1
Product: G protein alpha subunit 1
Exons: 14
Coding region: 955-2106 (383 amino acids)
Biological process (GO): gibberellin mediated signaling pathway; signal transduction; adenylate cyclase-modulating G protein-coupled receptor signaling pathway
Cellular component (GO): plasma membrane; heterotrimeric G-protein complex
Molecular function (GO): GTPase activity; G-protein beta/gamma-subunit complex binding; guanyl nucleotide binding
Source: RefSeq, marked reviewed
GUUAACUUAAUAGUAUAUAAAAUAAAAAUGCAUAUAGGUUCCGUAAUUAAUCUUCUUUAUCGUCACGAGAGGCACAUCUUUUUUCAACAUUUGACCACUCUCUCUCUCUCUCUCUCAGGACCUUUCGGCGUAAUUUCGUCUUCCCCUUUGCUUAACAUUUUCUUUCUUUCUUUUUGACCAAAUAUUAAAAAUAUAUCCAUUUUUAUUUUAUUUUUAAUUAAAUUCAUAAUUUGCAUUUUAUGUAUUUAUAAUAAAAAGGAGAGAAUAAAUCCAAAAGAGUGAAGCAAAAACAUUAAAGCGGAAAGAAAGUGGUAAAACAAUAAUAGAAACAGGAGAAGCAGAAGUACUACUUCUUCUUCUUCUGCUCUCUUCUCAGACCUUGUUUUGUACUUUCUUCUUCUUCUUCUUCUUCUUGUUUGCGAACUCCGAUAUCUUCUUCACUACCUUUGACUCCAUUUCUUUUUCUUCUUCAGGUGAAUUCUACUUUACUUUUCUUCUUACCCCAAAUUUACUCUUUUGGGUUUUAUGAAAGUUUUGUUUUUUAUUACUCAGAUCUUGUCCUAGUUCUCCUCCUUGUUCUGUUGUUUUUCUGUUUCGUUUCGAAUUGGUUUUGUUUUUCAAGUUUAGGGUUUUGUAGAUCAGUUCGUCGUUACUGUAGAUUGGAAAUGAAAAUUAUGAUUCUUUGGAUCUGAUUAUAGCAGUUCAAGUGUGAACUCUAUCUAUUACUUGAUUUGCUAUCUCACAGUUUUUGAAUUUCUUAAUGGUGUUAGCUACUCGACUUUUAGAGCUCAUUUUCUUAACUACUGAACUUGUUUCAUUUGAGAGGUGUAGGCAUUGUCUUGUUAUGAGAAGCAACUGUAGCUGGAAGCUCAAGUAUUUGUUUUUAGCUGUGGAGCUUGAAUCUUGAUAGUUUUCGACUUCUAUGUUAUUACCUGUGGGGAUAUAGAAACAAUCAUGGGCUUACUCUGCAGUAGAAGUCGACAUCAUACUGAAGAUACUGAUGAGAAUACACAGGCUGCUGAAAUCGAAAGACGGAUAGAGCAAGAAGCAAAGGCUGAAAAGCAUAUUCGGAAGCUUUUGCUACUUGGUGCUGGGGAAUCUGGAAAAUCUACAAUUUUUAAGCAGAUAAAACUUCUAUUCCAAACGGGAUUUGAUGAAGGAGAACUAAAGAGCUAUGUUCCAGUCAUUCAUGCCAAUGUCUAUCAGACUAUAAAAUUAUUGCAUGAUGGAACAAAGGAGUUUGCUCAAAAUGAAACAGAUUCUGCUAAAUAUAUGUUAUCUUCUGAAAGUAUUGCAAUUGGGGAGAAACUAUCUGAGAUUGGUGGUAGGUUAGACUAUCCACGUCUUACCAAGGACAUCGCUGAGGGAAUAGAAACACUAUGGAAGGAUCCUGCAAUUCAGGAAACUUGUGCUCGUGGUAAUGAGCUUCAGGUUCCUGAUUGUACGAAAUAUCUGAUGGAGAACUUGAAGAGACUAUCAGAUAUAAAUUAUAUUCCAACUAAGGAGGAUGUACUUUAUGCAAGAGUUCGCACAACUGGUGUCGUGGAAAUACAGUUCAGCCCUGUGGGAGAGAAUAAAAAAAGUGGUGAAGUGUACCGAUUGUUUGACGUGGGUGGACAGAGAAAUGAGAGGAGGAAAUGGAUUCAUCUGUUUGAAGGUGUAACAGCUGUGAUAUUUUGUGCUGCCAUCAGCGAGUACGACCAAACGCUCUUUGAGGACGAGCAGAAAAACAGGAUGAUGGAGACCAAGGAAUUAUUCGACUGGGUCCUGAAACAACCCUGUUUUGAGAAAACAUCCUUCAUGCUGUUCUUGAACAAGUUCGACAUAUUUGAGAAGAAAGUUCUUGACGUUCCGUUGAACGUUUGCGAGUGGUUCAGAGAUUACCAACCAGUUUCAAGUGGGAAACAAGAGAUUGAGCAUGCAUACGAGUUUGUGAAGAAGAAGUUUGAGGAGUUAUAUUACCAGAACACGGCGCCGGAUAGAGUGGACAGGGUAUUCAAAAUCUACAGGACGACGGCUUUGGACCAGAAGCUUGUAAAGAAAACGUUCAAGCUCGUAGAUGAGACACUAAGAAGGAGAAAUUUACUGGAGGCUGGCCUUUUAUGACCUUAUUAUUACAUAUCUCUAGUAAAUUACCUCUCCUUAUUAUUAUAAGAAAAACUCGAAAACUGAAUGACCGUGUAAUUUAUCUUUCGGGACAAAAGACUUAGCGAUUCAAAAUCUAAUGUGUCUCGAUGGCUACGACUAGUUUCUAUUUUAUCAUUGUUUUUGUUAACAUUCCUCUGUCUUUGACUUCUUAUUUUUUUUUCUCAUCAAAAACAUCUCAUUUUGAUCUUGUUUUUGGGGUUAUAUUAUUAUUAAAAUGAGGCAUCCACAUCCCGAAAUC